Coccidioides posadasii C735 delta SOWgp is the source of this 2344-nucleotide messenger RNA. RefSeq lists its product as uncharacterized. NCBI's taxonomy places the organism in Eukaryota, Fungi, Ascomycota, Eurotiomycetes, Onygenales, Onygenaceae. Gene Ontology annotation, molecular function: transmembrane transporter activity. Gene Ontology annotation, biological process: transmembrane transport. Gene Ontology annotation, cellular component: membrane. The record is from RefSeq and is a predicted model, not a curated record.
AUGAUAACGAGUCCUUCGUUUCCCUUCGUACGGUUAUUACCAUUUCGACCCUCGAUCUAAAGCAAAUGGGAAUUCAAUGUAGCCUUCUACUCAUUGUUGGAGACUAAACUCGCGAGUGACCCCACCAAGUCCCUCUGAGCUUGCUACAACCAGAAUGUACAUCCUAGGAUUUCUGCGAAGUAUCCACUACCCCAUGGCACUGGCCGUUUUGAUUCCUCCUGCAAGAUGCCGCGGCAAAUUCGCUGGCAGGUUUGGGAACCCUCAGUUGCUGGAACGAUCUUCAGAAUGCGGGAAGUUAAUGGCCAAACUCUCGGCUGAAUGCUUGUCUGAAUUACCCCGUACGAAAGCAGAGCCAAAAUCGCGCUUGGUAACAACCCCCGAGUUCUGAUUGGUGAUGGACUCAGUGAUCUACACUCACACCCAGCGUCACCGGGAUUGUAUCUCCUAGGUUGGCGGAGAAGUUCUGGGGUAAUUCAACUAAAGCACAGCUUGAUUUGCUUUGUCUCCCAAAUGAUACCCUCCGUGCUUUCUUUUCGGCCAGAUAUUGGGGAGUCCGUUAAGGGUCACCGUCCUUGCGUAGGAAACCCGGCUGUUGCUUUUUGCCGAAAUAUUUAUACAGCCGCAGCUCCCAACUCCCAAGGUAGCCUGUUAUUAUUCUUGCAGGCCUUCUGUCAAAUCUCAGCUGUAUCUCUAUCAGCAAUGGCUUCACCCUCCAAUUUGUCCCCCGAAUUGAAGGGGGACGAUCAUCAGAUAGAAAGCCCACCAAAUGAAAAGUGCCAUAACAGCCUGACAAUGGUGACGGACGAACCCAAGAUCGAAGACGUUGAGGAGAUCCGGAGAACCGUGGAAUCUUACACCCCCGAGGAAGCAAAGCGAAUCCUUCGAAAGGUUGACUAUCGAUUGGUUCCACUGCUGGCAGUGCUCUAUCUCCUGGCUUUCAUUGAUAGAGGGAACAUUGCCAAUGCUAAGAUUGCGGGGAUGGAGAAGGAUCUCAACCUUCAUGGCUCGCAAUAUAACAUUGCUUUGACCCUGUUUUUUGUGCCUUACGGUCUCUUCGAAGUUCCGAGCAACAUCGUCCUUAAGAUGCUACGACCUUCUGUGUGGAUUUCAAUUAUGAUGUUUUCAUGGGGAACUGUGAUGACUUUAAUGGGUGUCAUAUCCAACUACAAAGGUCUCCUGGCAACGCGCUGGUUCCUGGGAGUUACUGAAUCGGGGUUCUUCCCAGCGGCAACAUAUUUGUUGACGAUCUGGUACAAGCGCUAUGAGGUUCAACAGCGAAUGGCAGUUUUCUAUGCUGCAGCAUCACUUUCCGGUGCGUUUUCAGGACUUCUAGCGUUUGCUAUCGAGAAAAUGAAUGGAGUCGGUAACUACGCUGGUUGGCGAUGGAUUUUUAUCAUUGAGGGUCUUCUUCCUGUGGUUCUUGCAGCAAUUGUGUGGAAAAUCCUUCCGGAUAGUCCAGAGCAGGCCCGGUUCUUGACAAAGGCCGAAAGAGAGUUUAUUGUUAACCGGCUCGCUCUUGAAACCGGCUCCGGACAUGGAAAGGUUACAAACUCUGACAAGAUACAACUCCAUCACAUUGUUGCUGCGUUUAAGGAAUGGAAAAUUUGGGGUGCCAUCAUUCUCUUCUGGGCCAAUACCAUUGGUGUUUAUGGUUUCACGGCAACUGUUCCUACGGUGAUCGCUGACCUGGGCUACACAGCAGCACAUGCGCAGCUUCUCACUAUUCCUAUCUAUGUGGUCGCUAUGAUAGUCACCCUGGCAUUUGCGUUUGUCUCAGAUCGCUACCAACAGCGGACUCCAUUCAUCAUUGCUGGCUACGUUAUUGCCGUCUUGGGUUUUACCUCCCAGCUUGCCAUACCGCAUCCUGAGUAUCCUGGACUGACAUACGGCAUGCUCUUCCUCGUUGCCGCUGGACUUUAUGCGCCUUUCAUUUCCAUUGUCUGUCUAAUUGGUAAUAAUCUCGCCCCUUCUUCAAAGCGCGCUGUUGGAAUGGCGUUGCUAAUCUCCAUCGGAAACUGGGGCGGCAUCGCGGGGUCGAAUAUCUACCGGGAGAAUGAGAAACCAAAAUAUCCAACUGGUUUUGGAGUGUCUCUUGCCAUGGCAGUCAUUGCAAUUAUCACAGCAUUCGUACUAAGGGUAGCGUAUCGGAGAGUUAAUAGGCAGCGUGAUCUGUUGUUGGAACAAGAAGGAGAAGAAGCAAUCAGGGCACGGUAUACCGAUCAAGAAUUGUUGGAUAUGGGUGAUAUGAGCCCGUUCUUUAGAUAUACACUGUGACAACUAUGUGUCACUUGGCAUAUUUGUCUCCUUUGGCAAGAGACAUCCUACAUAUAUGGAUGACGAAACA